Numida meleagris (helmeted guineafowl) is the source of this 845-nucleotide messenger RNA. RefSeq names its product nudix hydrolase 1 (gene NUDT1). Gene Ontology annotation, molecular function: 8-oxo-7,8-dihydroguanosine triphosphate pyrophosphatase activity. Bases 38 to 508 code for a protein of 156 amino acids. The record is from RefSeq and is a predicted model, not a curated record. The transcript is spliced from 3 exons. Gene Ontology annotation, biological process: DNA protection. Lineage: Eukaryota; Metazoa; Chordata; Aves; Galliformes; Numididae.
GAGCACUGCCCUCAGGCGCCCUGCCCGGCGCAGCGCCAUGUCCGCCUCCAGGCUCUUCACCCUCGUGCUGGUGGUGCAGCCGCCCCGCGUCCUCCUGGGCAUGAAGAAGCGCGGGUUCGGGGCCGGGCUCUGGAACGGCUUCGGGGGAAAGGUGCAGCCGGGGGAGAGCAUCGAGGAUGCUGCACGCAGGGAGCUCCUGGAAGAGAGCGGGCUGACUGUGGACACCUUGCAGAAGAUGGGCCAGAUCACUUUUGAAUUUGUAGGCAACUCUGAACUCAUGGAAGUUCACAUUUUCCGAGCGGAUCAGUUUCACGGAGAGCCAACGGAAAGCGAUGAAAUGCAGCCUCAAUGGUUUCAGCUGGAUGAGGUGCCAUUCAAACAAAUGUGGCCAGAUGAUAUCUACUGGUUUCCCUUGGUGCUUCAGAGAAAGUUGUUCCGUGGCUAUUUUAAGUUCCAAGGACAAGACACUAUUCUGGAGCACACACUGAAAGAAGUGGAGGAAGUUUAAGAGGAAAGCAGAAGCAUUCAUUCCUCCUGCUGCUGCCCACACUGGACUGGGGCACCACAAGUGCUUACAGGGGGCUCCUUUCUCAGCUUCCCAGCACAAGGCUCACUGCCAGGUCACUGGGAAGUAAAGAAAAUAAGGGGGUUUCUUAGGGCAGAAAUAAACACAGUGAGAAUUUCCAUGCUGUGAAGUCUCUGCCUGUGAUAUGCUUUAGUGGUUAUCUGAUGACAUCCCUUAAGAACUUGCUGUUAACCCUUUGUUUCUCAGGUUGUUAAUGUAUUAGGCUUUUCCAGCAUGGCUGGAAAUGGCUUUAGAGAAUUAAAAUUAUUUUUUAGCAAAA